UUUAGUGUGAUUGCUGUGUGUCCCAAAGGAAUGGGUCCAUCUGUGAGGAGACUUUACGCUCAGGGCAAAGAGAUUAAUGGCGCUGGAAUUAAUUCCAGUUUUGCUGUCCACCAGAAUGUUGAUGGUAGAGCAACUGAUGUUGCCCUGGGAUGGUCAGUUGCCCUAGGUUCUCCUUUCACAUUUGCCACCACUUUGGAGCGGGAGUAUAGGAGUGAUAUCUUUGGGGAGUGGGGCAUUCUACUUGGUUCUGUUCAUGGAAUUGUGGAGUCCUUGUUCCGAAGGUACACUGUCAAUGGAAUGAGUGAAGAUCAGGCUUACAAGAAUACUGUUGAGUGCAUUACAGGAAUUACAUCCAAGACCAUCUCUACUCAGGGUAUGUUGGCUGUUUACAACUCCCUAUCUGAAGAGGAGAAAAAGGAAUUUGAGACAGCUUAUAGUGCAUCAUUUUAUCCUUGCAUGGACAUCUUGUAUGAGUGCUAUGAAGAUGUAGCCGGUUGUAGUGAGAUCCGCAGUGUUGUCUUGGCUGGGCGUCGGUUUUAUGAAAAGGAUGGUUUACCAGCUUCCCCAAUGGGAAAAAUUGAUCAGACUCGCAUGUGGAAAGUUGGUGAGCGUGUCCGAGCAGCACGGCCAGCUGGUGACUUAGGCCCCUUGUACCCUUUUACUGCAGGUGUCUAUGUGGCUUUAAUGAUGGCCCAGAUUGAAGUCUUGAGGAAGAAGGGGCACUCAUACUCUGAGAUCAUCAACGAAAGUGUGAUUGAGUCUGUAGAUUCAUUGAACCCAUUUAUGCAUGUUCGAGGAGUUUCUUUUAUGGUGGAUAACUGCUCCACAACAGCUCGGCUUGGAUCAAGGAAAUGGGCCCCUCGUUUUGAUUACAACCUCACGCAACAAGCGCUGGUGGCAGUGGACAGCGGUGCCCCCAUCAAUCGAGAUCUCAUCAGCAACUUCCUUUCAGAUCCAGUGCAUGGAGCCAUUGAAGUCUGCGCUCAGUUGAGACCUACCGUUGACAUUUCAGUUCCACCAGAUUUCACUCCAACAAAGGUGGAACCUGAACCAUUUAAGAGAAAGGUGGUGAGGCUUCCAAUAUCAAGGCGUGGCCUUGGAUCUAAAGGGCAAAAUAUUGUUGUGCUUACAAAUCACUUCAAAGUUAAUGUCACCAAUUAUAGUGUUUCCCUCUCAUAUGACGAUGGUCAUCCUGUUGAUGGCAAGGGUAUUGGAAGACGAGUAAUUGACAGAGUGCAAGGCCGUGUUCUAUCCGCCCCAAGGUUAAAAGUAGGAAAUGGUGAGGAUUUCUUUCUUCAAAAUGGGCGGUGGAAUUCCAAUAAUAAGAAAUUAGUGGAGCCGACAAAGAUAAAACGAUGGGCUGUUGUGAACUUUUCUGCGCGCUGUGAUAUUCGUAGCCUUGUUCGUGAUCUGAUAAAAUGUGGCGAUAUGAAAGGCUUGAAGGAAGACUUGCUAGAGGAGCAGCCUGAAGGUGUAUCAGAAUACAAGUAUUCCUCCCAUAGUGAUCUUGAAUUGCUUAAUAAGUGGAAAGGGUUGCCGGAUCGCAAAUGGACUUGGGAAUCAUGCGACAACCUUCAAUAUCCCUUUCUCCAAUCACACCUUGAGGACAAGGUGUCUCUCGAUGGACGGGGAAAUGUUAGAACUCAUAUAUAUAUUUUCUGCAGGAAAAGAGAAUAUAAAAAAAGCUGUGACCCAAAGGCAAAAUCGGAAGGCUGUCACCUUAUUGCAAAUCCAACCACUCAGAAUAUGAAACGUGGCAGAGCAGGAGAGAAUGAAAUGGCGGUGGAAAGAGUUGAAAAAGGGAGCAGGUGGGGGGAAAAAGGGGCAGGUGAAAAUACUAAGGAAAAGUGGGGAGAGAGUAGUUCUCUCGAGUGUUGAGCAUGUACUGUGGGGCUCUGAACUAGAGUGUUGUAACCUUCUGGAAAAAUUAGUAUCUGGAAGUGUAACUAAAUAGAUAGUGCAGUAGAUGAAAAUAGUGAUUGUAUUGGAAAACUACUUUGUAUUCAUUAUUGGAGAAUGUGGUUGAGAUUGGAGUGCAGGGAAGAUUGUGAGAGCAGAAGAAGCAUCCAGGGGAAGCUCUGCUGCUGGCGGAUUCUCCAGGUAUCCAUCAUAUUAUU
Mangifera indica (mango) is the source of this 2117-nucleotide messenger RNA. RefSeq names its product ketol-acid reductoisomerase, chloroplastic-like. Gene Ontology annotation, cellular component: mitochondrion; chloroplast. The transcript has 2 exons. Bases 31 to 1878 code for a protein of 615 amino acids. Gene Ontology annotation, biological process: L-valine biosynthetic process. Gene Ontology annotation, molecular function: ketol-acid reductoisomerase activity. NCBI's taxonomy places the organism in Eukaryota, Viridiplantae, Streptophyta, Magnoliopsida, Sapindales, Anacardiaceae. The record is from RefSeq and is a predicted model, not a curated record.